Mesorhabditis belari is the source of this 1371-nucleotide messenger RNA. The record is from the annotation of a GenBank genome assembly. NCBI's taxonomy places the organism in Eukaryota, Metazoa, Nematoda, Chromadorea, Rhabditida, Rhabditidae.
AUGCCCCGCAAAACGAAGGAGGCUAAGGAGAAUGGAGUGAGUGGUGGCGCUGAGGGAGGACAAGCAAAAAACGCGGACCGAGUCGAGCCCGAUUCAAUAGAUCAACAACCGUCCGGAUCGCGAGGAAGUACAAUGACCCCACAAACGGUGAUGGAGUUGGCUGCUCACUUGCAGAGCUUAACAACGGGCACGGCAGCGCGCGAUCUCAACUCGGCUCUCAGCCACCAGUACAACUUCUGGAAUACGCAACCCGUGCCCAAACUCAACGAGGUCGUUGAAGAGAACACGCACAUAGAAGAAGAUCUACAAGCCGAUCAGAUUCGCUCGGAACCAUUCUCGCUGCCAGAUGCUUUCGAGUGGAGCGAUGUAGAUUUAAAUGAUGUGGCUCAAUUGACCGAGCUCUACACGCUGUUAACGGAGAAUUAUGUGGAAGAUGACGACAACAUGUUUCGCUUCGACUACUCGGCCGACUUUUUGAAAUGGGCACUCCUUGUGCCAGGGUGGCUUCCACAAUGGCAUUGCGGCGUGCGUGCCAAGGCGACAAAGAGGCUCGUCGCGUUCAUCUCUGCCGUCCCACAGAAAAUUCGGGUCUAUGACAAGACGAAGCAAAUGGUCGAAAUCAACUUCUUAUGCGUGCACAAGAAGCUCCGACAGAAGCGCGUUGCACCAGUGCUCAUUCGGGAAAUCACAAGACGUGUCAAUCAACAAGGAAUAUUUCAGGCUGCAUUUACUGCGGGAGUCGUACUACCGAAGCCAGUGGCCGUUUGUCGAUACUAUCAUCGGUCGCUCAAUCCGAAGAAGUUGAUCGAGUGCAAGUUCUCUUCUUUGUCACCAAAGUCUACUAUGCUUCGUACGAUCAAACUUUACAAGUUGCCCGAUGAUACGAAGAGCACAGGAUUGCGAGUGAUGGAAAAGAAAGACAUUGAGGGAGCGCACAAACUACUCAACUGCCACCUCGAAAAGUACAAUCUGGCACCGGUGUUUGAUCAGAAAGAGUUUGAGCACAUAUUUCUACCAAGGGAUGACGUCAUCUACAGCUACGUACUGGAAGAGAAAGGACAAAUCACUGACAUGAUCUCAUUCUAUUCUCUGCCCAGCUCGGUGAUGCAAAAUCCGCAACAUAAGAAGAUCAACGCUGCCUACUCGUACUACAAUGUGGCGACGACGGUGCCUUUCAAGCAACUCAUGAACGACGCGUUGAUCAUCGCUCGCAAGGCUGGAUUCGAUGUGUUUAAUGCUUUGGAUCUUAUGGCCAACAAAGAGGUGCUCGAAGAACUAAAGUUUGGCAUCGGUGACGGGAAUCUACAGUACUAUCUCUACAAUUGGAAGUGCCCCGAAAUGAAACCGAAUCAAGUCGGUCUAGUCCUUCAA